Molecule: messenger RNA, 579 nt
Organism: Meloidogyne enterolobii
Lineage: Eukaryota; Metazoa; Nematoda; Chromadorea; Rhabditida; Meloidogynidae
Source: the annotation of a GenBank genome assembly
AUGCGUGGGAUAUACACCAUUUCACCUGCUCUAUCUCCAGUCAAAAGUCUACAAACUAUUAAGUUUGGUCUCAUUUCUUCGACCAACAUUCUAGUUCCAUUACACAGGCCAUUUUCUAUAUUCAAAUUUCUAAUCAACAUAACUAUGGCAUAUUUCUUCAAUCUUAACUCAUGUAAUGGAAACCCAUUUGGGCUCAAUGAGUUCAAAUACUCAUCCAAAUACUCGUCUAAUACUUGUUUCUCUUCAUUCUCGGCUUUGUCUAUGCUCUUGUACAACGUUUCGUUGCCAGGAAGCAUAUUCAAAACCCUAUUAUUCAAAUCUCUCACGUCGACAUUUUUCGGCGCAACAAUAGCCAUAUUGGCCAUCUUAUUCCAAUCAUUAUCUAUAAUCACAUUUCCAAAAAUCUCUUCAGCUAGAUCACCAGUACUAAUAACAUCCAGUGGUAAUACCAACUGGUCAGUAUCAAUAUUCCGUUCUCCGGAACCAAUUUCUAAUAAAUCCUUAGCAAAUCUUUUUUCAGUUUCUAAGGCUCUCAUAUUCUUUGUCAACUUGAACUUCCUCACAGAAGCCCAAUAUUGA